Messenger RNA from Colletotrichum chrysophilum, 1806 nucleotides. RefSeq lists its product as uncharacterized. The coding region runs from base 1 to 1806 and encodes 601 amino acids. Lineage: Eukaryota; Fungi; Ascomycota; Sordariomycetes; Glomerellales; Glomerellaceae. The transcript has a single exon. The record is from RefSeq and is a predicted model, not a curated record.
AUGCGGCAGACCAUCCACGAGUCCGAGGCCAGCAUGACCGUCUCUACGGCCGGGUCACCGAAAGAAGUGGGCUUCUGGGAGAAGUGGACCAUCCCGCUCUGUCUGAUCAUCACCACCGCUUUGAGUUCUGUCUUGAUCGUUGCCCAUUCUCUGAGGUGGACAGUGAACGGAUCUUGGUACGAAUCAUCCUUCGCGACGAUCACAUCUAAGCGCGCAGCCAUCCAGUCCGGGAUUCAGCUCCUUGCGGCGCUCCUUGCUCUCAUUCACACCUCAACAGUCGCCGUUCUCAUUCAGCAUGGCUCCAGACUGGCCUUCUUCAACUCGGGUGGUUCAACGACACAAAACCUGAAAGGAUGGAUGAACUUGGGUAUUCCACGCUUACGAUGGGAUAUCCGACUUCGGUUUCUACUGCCAAUAAUCGCAUUUUCCGGCCUCGGUCUGAUAUCCUCAGCUCUGCGGGUUGGCGCAAUGACGCCUGUUAGCAGCACCAUUGUCGAGCAGGAGAUCCUGCGAGUCCCUUCGUUCAAAAAUACCACCCUGAUCAAAGAAUACCCUUCCGAGAUUUCACGCGCAGGCCCAUCCACCACAACAAAGCAAGGGCUUUUUACUUACUCCGUUGGAGUAAAACUGCUGGGUAGUCUCAUUGCUUCAGGGUCGUCAGCAACAACCUCCGAUGGAUCGGUCCGUAGACACGCGAAAAUCGACAACACCCAGUACAUCUAUGAAGGUCGCUCCUACGGUGUUGGAUCAUCAGUAGGCAUUCAAGAUACUGCCAUCACCAACAGGACCUCAGCGGUAGACUACUCAUUUCACGAGGAUGGCUACUUGCCGCAAGUCCAGUGCUCCUACAACCGAAGCAUGGACUUCGUCAUCGGCCGAGAAUUCCCUUCCAGGAUAUUCGGGGUUUCAGGAUGGCUUCCCGACAGCGUCGGAAGUCAACAGUACUCCGAGUACGUCGGACACAGCACCGAUGCCAUCGUCGCGGUUGGUGUGGCACAUAGCCCUGAGUCGAUUCGUCGCUACGUUUCCAUUGCAGCAGGCAAAAGCUACCUCGCCCUGAACGCUACCCAGUGCACCGUCGACUUCACACCUACUCGUUUCAACGUCUCUGUCGGAAUUCGCGGCCGAAACAUUACAGUCAUUCCAGAAGGUCAGAUCGACGACUUCGAUUCGCAGCGCAACCUCACGCGGACUGUUGUGCGUCAAUUCGAGCUCAUUUCGAAUGACUUGACAAACUUCUAUGAGUCCAUCCUAGGCAACGCAUUCCUAUCGAGUAUCACCGCAUGGAACAUAUCUUCCAACGAGAACGGCACUGUCCCAGAAGCCGAAGCAACGCUACGUGGACUGGAAAACGCCGUUACUGCAAUGACAGAGUCGAUAUUGGCUGCAUACGGAGCAGCGCAGCUGAUGGUCGGAAACUUCUCCGAAGAAAGGGAAGCAAGUGUAACAAUUGGAGUCUUUGUUAUCGGAGAAAUUGUCUACGUGGUUGCGAUCGCCAUUCUCAACGCACUUGUGCUCUUGGCUGUUGUGGUAGAGACUAUCCGGACCAGGGGAUGGAAGGGCCUGCCGCCUUUUGACUUUUCCGACCCUGAAUGGUUGAUCACAGCGUCAUUCCGAGGUGGCGAGCUGUCUCACACAUGGAACCGAGAUGCUGAAGGAAUCUUGGUGGCUCAAAGCACUAUAAAGGGACCUGUUUCAUCUUACACGCCCAUAGAUCAACGCGGCGACGAGGAUCAACAUCGUUUCGAAGUGAUUUCUGAAGGAGAAGGCGGGCGCAGAGUUGCUUUGAUGCUGCAAAGUCGCUGA